Messenger RNA from Chlamydomonas reinhardtii, 1317 nucleotides. RefSeq lists its product as uncharacterized. Gene Ontology annotation, biological process: carbohydrate metabolic process. The transcript has 11 exons. The coding region runs from base 28 to 846 and encodes 272 amino acids. Gene Ontology annotation, molecular function: hydrolase activity, hydrolyzing O-glycosyl compounds. Lineage: Eukaryota; Viridiplantae; Chlorophyta; Chlorophyceae; Chlamydomonadales; Chlamydomonadaceae. The record is from RefSeq and is a predicted model, not a curated record.
GUCAACUUUGAGCCCGACCUCACAGGCAUGCAGUUCUAUGUGGACAACUCGCUAGGCACCGGCUGGGCCCGGGAGUACUUCUACGCCUCCUCACAGGUGUGGGCCCACUACGUCUCUUUCGUCACGAGCGUGAUCAACCACUGGAACCCCAUAACCGGCAUGUACUACAAGGACGAUCCCACCAUCCUGGCCUGGGAGCUGGCCAACGAGCCGCACACCACCGACCUGUUCGAGCUCAGCCCCAAGGCGCCCACGCAGUUCGGCGACCAGGGCGUCACCAUCGGCCGCGGGCAGCUCGUGGGGCGGCUGGUAAACCAGUGGCUGUGCCGCGCCGCCACGCUGCUCAAGUCGCUGGACCCCAACCACAUGGUCACCACCGGGGAGGAGGGCUACCGCACCAACGGCCCCUACCUGUCCACGGCACCGGAGCACAACUGGCUGAACAACGGCAUGAAGGGCGUGGACUUCGACCAGAACAUCAAGUGUCCGGAUGUGGACUACAUGACCUUGCAUGUGUAUCCUGACAACUGGAACGUGCCCUUCUGGCAGUACCAGUUCGUAAUUGACAACUUUAUCACGGACCGCACCAAGCUGGCGCACGCCUACAACAAGCCGGUGGUCAUGGAGGAGUACGGCUGCUGCAAGGCGGCUGACUACGCCGGCAAGCGCGGGCAGGUGUUCGCGGCCUUCCACGACGCGGCGGACGCGCUGGGCAUGGCGGGCACCAUCGUGUGGCAGGUGGUGCCGUGGUCGGGGCUGAAGCGAGACGGGCAUUACGACUUCACCUACGACGAGGACGGCGGCUGGCAGGUCAAGGACAUGGCUAAGCGCAUGAACGCCAAGUGAAAUGUUGCAGCUCCUGGUGAUUGUAUGAGCACAACAAAACUGUAGCCGUGUGUGUAAUGGUGGUGGGCUGGUGGUGAGUGCAAGCGGUGCUGCAUAGCUGCCUGCGUGUGCGCUUGCCCGUGCGUUUAUGUGUGGGUGUGAGUCUGAGAACCUGCAGGCAGUGACAAGCUUUGUCGUGCUUGAGGCAAGCGCGUGACCCUUUAUCCCUUGAUGCCUGCAAGCUGCCAUGGUGCGUGCGCAUUGCAGCACCUUGCUAUUGUAUGCAUCUGCGUGCGCACACCCGUACAUAUGGGUGCAGCCCGAUGACUUCACGUGCAGCGUACGAUUGCAUGCCACCGCAUAUGCGUGCCACAACAAGAGCGAUUUUGGAGCUGAGUCACGGUCAUGGUCUAUGUAUCAUAGCGUGUGUGAUCCAACUGACGAGACGUGCCACCGUGACCUUUCACAAGGCCAGAUAACUUCGGUGUCUAU